This is a messenger RNA of Diabrotica balteata, 507 nucleotides long. The record is from the annotation of a GenBank genome assembly. Lineage: Eukaryota; Metazoa; Arthropoda; Insecta; Coleoptera; Chrysomelidae.
AUGUCUACGAAGAAUUGUUCGUAUAUUCUGGCUAACACCAUCAGAAACGAAGAUCUGCUACACCUGACCGAACAAAAGAGGGUUCAAAAUGAAAUUAAGACCAGAAAGUGGGGUUGGAUAGGUCACACACUCCGAAAAAAUAGUUCCAGUAUUGCAAAGACUGCCCUCCAGCCAGAAAAACUAACGAAAUAUAAUUGUUCCGGAACGAUAGCAGAUUUCGCUGUAGCGAUGUUAUGUAAUUUGGACAAACCAGUAAUAUCUUAUCAAAACGCGGCAAGUUGGGGUUAUUUUAAUUGUCGAACUUCUGAAUGGAAUACGGAAUUGUUAACAAAUGCCAGUUUUCCCGUUGAGUUAUUACCGGAAGUCCGAGCUAGCGGCGAAAUUGCUGGACUAUUAGCCGGGAAUUGGCACAGCGUGCCAAAAGGAACUCCAAUUGGUAAGUUUGUUAAUGAACACAAUAUAGGUCUUCCAAAAAUAACUUCCGAAAAAUUAUUCCACGAUUUAUAG